Messenger RNA from Ostertagia ostertagi, 1671 nucleotides. NCBI's taxonomy places the organism in Eukaryota, Metazoa, Nematoda, Chromadorea, Rhabditida, Trichostrongylidae. The record is from the annotation of a GenBank genome assembly.
AUGGGUGGCCUUCAUCACGCGAAAAAGAGUGAAGCCAGUGGAUUCUGCUACACGAAUGACAUUGUGCUUGGUAUUCUCGAAUUGCUGAAGUAUCACAAAAGAGUUCUCUACGUUGAUAUUGAUGUUCAUCAUGGAGAUGGUGUCGAGGAAGCAUUCUAUACUACUGAUCGUGUAAUGACGGUCUCGUUUCAUAAAUACGGUGAUUUCUUUCCGGGAACAGGCGAUCUAAAGCGGCCGUUCCCUGCAACAUUCGAGGAAAUGACUCGAUUUCAUAGCGAAGAAUAUAUGAGCUUUCUAAAAUGUGCUAGCCCAGACAAUCUGAAGCUUUAUAAUAAGCAGAUGCUCAAGUUCAAUGUUGGGGAGGAUUGUCCCUUGUUUGAUGGCCUAUACGAGUUCUGUCAGCUGAGUAGCGGUGGAUCUCUAGCUGCCGCUGUCAAACUAAACAAGAGAAAAGCAGACAUCGCCAUAAAUUGGAUGGGUGGCCUUCAUCACGCGAAAAAGAGUGAAGCCAGUGGAUUCUGCUACACGAAUGACAUUGUGCUUGGUAUUCUCGAAUUGCUGAAGUAUCACAAAAGAGUUCUCUACGUUGAUAUUGAUGUUCAUCAUGGAGAUGGUGUCGAGGAAGCAUUCUAUACUACUGAUCGUGUAAUGACGGUCUCGUUUCAUAAAUACGGUGAUUUCUUUCCGGGAACAGGCGAUCUAAAGAGUGAAGCCAGUGGAUUCUGCUACACGAAUGACAUUGUGCUUGGUAUUCUCGAAUUGCUGAAGUAUCACAAAAGAGUUCUCUACGUUGAUAUUGAUGUUCAUCAUGGAGAUGGUGUCGAGGAAGCAUUCUAUACUACUGAUCGUGUAAUGACGGUCUCGUUUCAUAAAUACGGUGAUUUCUUUCCGGGAACAGGUGAUCUAAAGGACAUUGGUGCAGGCAAGGGUCGUCUUUACUCACUCAAUGUCCCAUUGAAGGAUGGCAUUACUGAUGACGCAUAUCAAAGCAUAUUCAAACCUGUGAUGACAAAAGUGAUGGAGAGGUUCCAACCAUGUGCCGUUGUCUUGCAGUGUGGUGCUGACUCCCUGAACGGAGACCGUCUCGGUCCUUUCAAUCUCACUCUAAGAGGGCAUGGAGAGUGUGUCAAGUUCUUCCGAGCGCAAAACAUCCCGUUGAUGAUGGUAGGAGGUGGUGGAUAUACUCCACGUAACGUUGCCCGUUGCUGGACAUACGAGACGACGCUAGCUGUGGAUCGUGAAGUUCCUGAUGAAUUGCCUUAUAACGACUACUUUGAAUAUUUUGGUCCCAACUAUCGUUUGCAUAUUGACCCAUCGAGCGCCACCAACGAAAACACACCGGAGUCUUUGCGAAGAAUUCAGGAAGCAGUCAUCCAAAAUCUUGAAAAGCUUGCCUUUGCUCCAAGUGUUCAGAUGCAACCUGUACCUGAGGAUGCUAUAAAAGCUUUGAAUGACUCCAGUCUCGGGCAGGACAUGGCAGAUCCCGAUGUCCGUUUGCACAGGUCAAUUAUGGAUGGUGUGACCCAAGAUGCCGGCGACUACUAUGACGGCGAAAAUGAAGGCGAUGAUCGACGAAACGAGUCCAACGCUAAGAGAGCAGCUGAAAUGCCAGCGCAAGAUCAAGUGGAUGCGAAAAAAAUGAAAACCGAUGAGGCGAAUGUGACACUGUAA